Ipomoea nil (Japanese morning glory) is the source of this 2659-nucleotide messenger RNA. Its product is annotated as putative disease resistance protein RGA3. Gene Ontology annotation, biological process: defense response to fungus. The transcript is spliced from 2 exons. The coding region runs from base 75 to 2639 and encodes 854 amino acids. The record is from RefSeq and is a predicted model, not a curated record. Gene Ontology annotation, molecular function: protein binding; ADP binding. Lineage: Eukaryota; Viridiplantae; Streptophyta; Magnoliopsida; Solanales; Convolvulaceae.
UGAUAUAUCAAUAUAUCAUACCAACAUAGACACGCAAACCUUAUCAUCUCUUAAAGUCUCCACUACAGCCAAUCAUGACGGACGGUAUUAUCUCCAGUGUUGUGGAUCAGCUGUUCAUCAUCAUCAAGGACCAAAUCCGGGAGCUAAGAACAGUGUUGGGUGUGGAGAAGGAGAUCAAAAACCUCUCAUCAAAGCUAAAGAAAAUCAGGGAGGUGUUGGGUGAUGCCGAGAGGAGAAGCUUCAAGGAAAAGGGCGUCAAGCUGUGGGUGGAAGAGAUCCAAGACUUUUGCUACGAAGUGGAAGAUGUUCUGGACGAGUGGAACACCAGAAGUCGCAGACAACAGAUGGAGAGGUCUUUCCUGCCAGCAGCUUCUUCUUCCUGUUUCCAUUUCAAAAGGUUUGUUAUGCAUCGAGACAUUGCCAAGAAAAUAAAGAAACUUGAUUCCAGACUUGAUCAGGUUAUGAAAGACAAAGAUCUGUACAAUUUUGUUGCUGUAACUCACAAUUCUGACGUUCAAGAAUCGAAGCGAGUAGCCACUACUACUACUUCAUUUGUGGAUGCAUCAGAGAUUCAAGGUCGGGAUAUUGAUGCCAGUAAUGUAAUUAGAGAGUUGGUGAAGGAUGACGAGGGAGAAGAAGCAAUCAGAAAUGGAAAUGGUCCCCUUGUUAUUUCCAUAGUGGGCGCGGGAGGGAUUGGAAAAACUACACUUGCUCAACUAGUGUAUGGGGAUCAACAGAUAAAGACUCAUUUUCAUGAAAGGGUGUGGGUUUGUGUUUCACACCCUUUUGACCAGAUCAAGAUUGCAAAAGCCAUUGUUGAGUCAACCACUAAAAGCUCCGAAAAUCUUUCUGAUCGACUGCAAGUGUUACUGGAAAAAAUCCAAAGCACUUUGUCACAGAAAAGGUUCCUACUUGUGUUGGAUGAUGUGUGGACAGAGCAAUAUUCAAAGUGGGAGCCAUUGAAGAACUCUCUUAAGGUUGGACUCCCCGGGAGUAGAAUCUUGGUGACCUCAAGAAGUGAGAGGGUUGCAAGAAUGAUGGCAAGUGUGUAUCUGCAUCGGGUGAAGCUCAUAUCCGACUUUGAUGCUUGGAUGUUGCUUAGCAGGAUAUCAUUUUCCGGGAGAAGCGGGGAGGCUUAUUCUGAGAAACUGAAAGAUAUUGGUCAGAAAAUUGCUCGAAGGUGCCGAGGAUUGCCACUUGCUGUUAAGGUCAUGGGAAGCCUGCUACGUUUAAAAGACACUGAAGAGGAAUGGCAAAAUGUUUUAUCUAAGCUGGAUAUUAAAUUUUGGAAUUUGGAGGAAGUGGAAACAGAUCUCUUUCCUCAUUUGUAUCUAAGCUAUGAUGAUUUAACUUCAGAGAUGAAGCGAUGUUUCUCAUAUUGUGCUGUGUUUCCCAAGGAUUAUGAAAUAGAGGUAGAUAAGCUCAUCAGAAUUUGGAUGGCACAAGGUUAUCUCACAACAACAAAUGGCAGUAGUGAUCGUAUGGAACAAAAAGGCCGGGAGGUUUUUGGAAAUUUAGCAAUGCGUUCUUUGUUCCAAGAUUUGGAGAAAGAUGACAGGAAUUCCAACAUCAUAUCUUGCAAAAUGCAUGACAUAGUGUAUGAUUUUGCCGAGUUUUGUACCAGAAAUGAAUGUUACAGUAUUGGCAGUCGACAUGAAGAUAAGGUGAAAAUUGAAAAAUUACGUCAUCUGUCAUGGCAGAAAACCGGAAGGCUUAUGGAUCCGGCUUCCAUUUGUGAUGUCAUUGGAAAACUUUGCAGCUUUUUUGCUGAACACCUCUCUCCAGAACAACUUACACAUGAUUUGUUCAAUCAUUUGAAAUCUGUGAGAGUAUUAGGAUUGCGUGGCUGUAAACUGCAGAAACUCCCAAAGGAAGUAGGAAAUUUGCAUCACCUAAGGUACAUUGAUUUAAGUUAUAGCAAAGUAGAGAAGUUACCUGAUGCAAUUUGCUUUUUGGAUAAUUUGCAAACUCUAGAUCUUGAAGGAUGUGAAUGUCUUUCCAAAUUAUCCGAAGGGAUUGGAAAUUUGUCUCACCUAAGGUACAUUGAUUUAAGUAAGAGCAAUAUAGAUGAAUUACCUGAUACAAUUUGCUCUUUGGAUAACUUGCAAACUCUAAAUCUAGGAGGAUGUAAGCGUAUUUCUAGACUACCUCAAGGGAUUGGAAAAUUGCGUCGCCUAAAGUACAUUGAUUUAAGUAAGUGCAAUAUAAAUGAGUUACCUGAUACAAUUUGCAAUUUGGAUGACUUACAAACCCUAAAUCUUAGAGCAUGUAAGCGUUUUUCUAGAUUACCUGAAGGGAUUGGAAAUUUGCGUCAUCUAAGAUUCAUUGAUUUAAAUUGGAGCAAAGUAGAGGAAUUACCUAAUACAAUUUGCUCUUUGGAUAAUUUGGAAAUUCUAAAUCUUGGAGGAUGUCAACAUCUUUCUAGACUACCUGAAGGGAUUGGAAAUUUGCGUCAUCUAAGAUACAUUGAUGUAAGUUGGAGCAAAGUAGAAGAGUUACCUAAUGCAAUUUGCUUUUUGGAUAACUUGCAAAUUCUAAAUCUUACAGGAUGUCAGUGUCUUUCUAAACUACCUGAAGGGAUUGAAAAUUUGCGGAAUUUAAGUGAAGGAGAAGAAAUUGAAGGGGAAGAAAAUGUUUAAAAGAAGGUGCCUACUGUUUG